This is a messenger RNA of Gadus morhua (Atlantic cod), 5062 nucleotides long. RefSeq names its product constitutive coactivator of PPAR-gamma-like protein 1 homolog. Bases 325 to 3654 code for a protein of 1109 amino acids. NCBI's taxonomy places the organism in Eukaryota, Metazoa, Chordata, Actinopteri, Gadiformes, Gadidae. The record is from RefSeq and is a predicted model, not a curated record. The transcript is spliced from 17 exons. Gene Ontology annotation, cellular component: nucleus.
GCCGUGCCGCGUCUCUCCUCUCCGCUCCCCGCCAGCAGAGCCAGACGCACCAGCAGACAUGGAGGCUCCGUGAGACACAGCACAUGGCAGCAGCGGCGAGCCAUGAACCCAAAAAGAAACCACCAAAAACAGAAAAUGCUUCAAUAAGCAAUCGUUAAUUCCUUCCCGGAAAUAUUCCCAAAACCUGCAUAUUCCCAGUAGCUACAGUGGGUUGCCAUUCACUCAAGUCAAGGGGAGGGGCGCAAGGCAACCCCCUUUUUCAUUUCAGCGAUAUUUCUCAUUUUCCCCCCUGUUUUUAGUAGUUUGACUUGAUCCAUCUGGAAGAUGGGUGUGCAGGGUUUCCAGGAGUACAUUGAGAAUCACUGCCCCAACGCCGUGGUGCCGGUGGAGCUCCAGAAACUCGCCCGGGGAAGUAUGGUCGGAGGUGGCCGGCAAAGACCGCCUCAAAGUCCGCUCAGGCUGCUGGUUGAUGCCGAGAACUGCCUCCACCGGCUCUAUGGGGGGUUCUACACCGACUGGGUCAGCGGGGGGCAGUGGAACCACAUGCUUGGCUACCUUGCCGCCCUCUCCAAGGCCUGCUUCAACGGGAACAUUGAGCUCCUGGUAUGCUUCAAUGGCGCCCUGGAGAAGGGCCGACUCCACGAGUGGGUCAAGCGACAGGUGAACGAGAGGCAGACCGCCCAGCAGAUAGUCAGCCACGUCCAGAAUAAGGGCACCCCGCCGCCGAAGGUCUGGUUCCUGCCCCCGGUGUGCAUGGCUCACUGUAUCCGCCUGGCGCUCCUCAGGUUCCGCAUCGGGGUGGUCCAGACCAUCGAAGACCACCACCUGGAGGUGAUCACCUUGUGCCGGGAGGGCGGGUUCCACGGGCUGGUGGCGUACGACUCUGACUACGCGCUGGUCAACAUGCCCUGCUACUUCAGCGCCCACGCCCUCAAGCUCAGCCGCAACGGCAAGAGCCUGACCACCAGCCAGUACCUGAUGCACCUGGUCGCCAAGAAGCUCCACCUCCACCCCGACCGCUUCGUCGUCUUCGCCUCGCUCCUAGGGAAUCACAUACUGCCUGAUGAAGACUUGGCUGCCUUUCACUGGAGCUUACUGGGUCCCGAGCAUCCUUUAGCAUCACUGAAGGUGCGCGCCCACCAGCUUGUGCUCCCGCCGUGUGACGUGGUGAUCAAGGCUGUGGCGGAGUACGUCCGCAACAUCCCGGACCCCAGCGACCUGGACGCCAUCGCUAAGGACAUCUUCACACAUUCACAGUCCUGUACUGACGACAAGGUGCUGCGCUUCAGGAGGGCCGUGGAGUACUACGCCCGGGCCAGCCGACCAACACGCACCCCCCCACCGUUUGUGGGACCAAAACAGACGGGAGUGCCGGCUACUGGGUCACACGGCGCUCCUCAGAAACCACUCGACAUUCCAGCCGCUGCUCCGACUGGGAAGUCUGGGGCCCCGCCCAGCGGUCCGCCCCCUCCCAGCGGUCCGCCCCCUCCCAGCGGUCCGCCCCCUCCGGCGGAGCAGCAGGCUCAGCCCCGGGCCCCCCAGGCUGGGGACGGCCCCCCCGACCUCAGCCUCUUCGGAAACAUUCCUCCAGAAGGGAAACACACGCCGCUGUACGAACGGUCCUCCCUGGUCGCCGCCGCCGCCGCCGCGCCUCGGAGCCCCGCCUCCACCGGCGCCGUGGACGCCAGCCUCCCCCCCGAGGUCGCCGCUGCCUCCACCACCGUCACCCCCUCCUCCUCCUCCUCCUCCUCCUCCUCCUCCACCCUCACCUCGUCCUCCACCAUCACCUCCUCCUCCUCUGAGAACGAUGAGUGCAGCACCGUGACGGCCAAUCAUGUGGGCGACCACAAAGGAGAAUGGGACAAGAAGGUGAACCAUGAGGCGGAGCCCCAGGGGGCGCUGGAGGACCAGACCAACGCGGCCCCCCCCUCCCCGGCCCCCUCCCCCUCCCCGGCCCCCCCCAGCGGCGGGGGCAGCCGGCUGGGCAGCGCCGGCGCCCCCAUCCCCUCCCUGCUCUCCAUGGCCACCCGGAGCCACAUGGACGUGACCCUGCCCCCGCUGCCCGCCGUGGCCCCCGAGGUGCUGCGGGUCGCCGAGCACCGCCACCGCAAGGGCCUCAUGUACCCCUACAUCUACCACCUCCUCACCACGGGAGAGAUCAAGAUGGGCGUGAGCCUGGAGGACGAGGGGAACCAGGAGCUGCCGUCGGCCGUGCAGCUCUUCCGGCCGCUGCGGCAGUACGUGUACGGCGUGCUCUUCAGCCUGGCCGAGGCCGUGAAGAAGGCUGAGCGCACCGCCAUGAGGAGGGCCUGCCCCCCCGACUACUCCCCCGUGAUGGUGAAGGAGUGGGCGGCCUACAAGGGCAAGCCCCCCCACGCCCCCGAGCUGGUGGAGGCGCUGUCCUGGCGCGAGUGGACCUGCCCCGGCCUGCGGCAGCUGUGGCUGGGCAAGGCGGCGGAGGACAAGAACCGCCGCAUGCGCGCCUUCCUGGCCUGCCUGCGCUCGGACACGCCCGCCAUGCUCAACCCCGCCCACGUCCCCGCCCACCUGCUGGUGCUCUGCUGCGUGCUGCGGUUCAUGUUGCACUGGCCGGGGGUCAGAAUAUUACGGCGGUACGAACUCGACGCCUUCCUAGCACAAGCACUUUCUCCUCAGCUGUACCAACCCGAGCAGCAGCAGGACCUGAAGAUAGAGCGUCUGGACCCCCGUGGCGUGCAGCUGGGCGCCCUGUUCAUGACGGGUGUGGACAUGGCCUUGUUCGCCAACGACGCCUGUGGACAGCCAAUCCCGUGGGAGAACAGCUGCCCCUGGAUGUACUUCGACGGCAAACUGUUCCAGAGCAAGCUGAUCCGGGCGGCUCGGGAGAAGGCCCAGCUCAUAGACCUCUGUGACGGUCAGGCGGAGCUGGCCGGUAAGGUGGAGAAGAUGCGUCAGAGCAUCCUGGAGGGCCUCAGCUUCUCCCGCCCACCCCACCACAUGGCCUUCCCUCCCCCGCCUCCCCUCCCUCCCCCUCCUCACCCCCACUUCAUGCCCUUCUUCCCCCCCGCCGGCGCCUUCUACCCCGACCCCCCCAAGAUGGUGCCGCCGGGACGGGCGCGGGUCGUGUCCGGACUGCAGGCUGUCGCCUCCUCCGGGGGCAAGCUGGAGAUCGCGGGCACGGUGGUGGGCCAGUGGGCGGGCAGCCACAGGGGGCGGGGCCGCAGGGGCUUCCCCAUCCAGGUGGUGUCUGUGGGCGGAGCCCCCCGCGGCCGUCUCAGAGGGGUGAUCUCCACCCCGGUCAUCAGGGCCUUCGGGCGGGGCGCCCGCUACCACAGCCUCACUCUCAAGGGCCACCCAGCAUUCCUGGGUCCUAAACCCCCCCACGUCUCCGCCCUGGACGGGAAGGCCAGGAAGAAGAGCAAGCCAGACGAGGUGAAGAAGAAGGCGGGUCUCGUGGAAGUCAAAGGUCACAGCGGUGGCGUGGAGAACGGCGUGGAGGAGGAGGACAGGAAGUCUGUGCACUUGAACGGCGAGGCGGUCACCAUCCUACCAGGAAGUGCCUUCAGCGGUCCCGACGCCAAGUCGUGCGUCAUCGUGGCUAACCCUUACCUUCCUGUUGCACUAGCCGUCGACGCGGCCGGCGCCAUGGAAACGGUGCGGGCGUCGGAAGAGUAAAGCCUAUUUUUCUAGAGAGGGUGACGGAUGUGAGCGGUUGUGUCGCGUGUUCGGAGAACGAUGUAGAGAAGCCUAACAGUUAAUGCACAUUUAUUCCUUUGUCAGAAAACAAAACUAACGGGAAAACAGGACGACCUUUCCGCGUUUCCCUCUCAGCGAACACAACUCGUUUACAGGCGUUUGUUAUGGCGGCGUUUGUUAUGGCGGCGUUCGGACGGUUCACCACCACCGCUGCGGAGGUUAAUGCGCGGCAAUGCUAACAUGACGAGAGACCACUUCCUUUUAAUUCUCAGCAUAGGGGGAAGCUUCCAGAAGCUUUUGAGUUUAGGAAAACCUUUUUCUUUCACUAGGGAUGAGAUAACUAAAACCACUUGUUAUUCCGUAUUUGGCUCCUUGUCUCCGUUAUCUGAACUGGUCUCAUGUUGUCUGUGUAGCCGCUUGAUGCCAAAUUAAAAUCCAAUAUUUACAACAGAAAAAAUAACCAUCCUCAGAGGCCAUUAACACUGGUUUGAGUUCGAAGGCGCAGCAUUGCAUCAAAGGAGCUCGGAUGGAGUUUUUUUUUAGUAUUUCCAGCUUCAAGUCAAAUUUACAAGCAACAGCAGGGGGGGGGGAAAGAGAUAGUAUUCAGCACCAAUCGCUCAGAUCCCGGUACGGGAGCGAGCGGACCGGUCGUGGCUGUGCUGGAGCGUCGUGCGUCGUGUUGCGUCUCUCCAAACCGUUGCAUGGUUCCUAGGUUAAGACGUGUAUAGAUGUUGUGCAUGUUGUUCCCAUUCCUCGGUACGAUGACUGUGGCCAUUGACAAAAACACAAAUACUAUUGAAAUAUAAUCCAUUUAAAAAAAGAGUUACCUGUUGGGUCUGUUGACGAUGGGGUCUUAUUUUCGUUUGUGGUAUUGGUCUCUGUUGCAUUUAAUUAACUAAAGAACGCAAGAAUCUUAUCUACCCAAUCGUACCCAUAGUAUACAUGUUCUCUUUUGCUGUUUGAUGCGUUUGUCGGAUAUCUGGUAAAAAAUAUAUAUAUUAACAAUAAUACAAAUGUCACCCCUUUUAAUGUAGCUGGAAUAAGUUGCUUGACCUUCCCAAAAAGAGUUUAGCAGUUUAUCAAUUUUAAGAUUUGUUUUUCUUCUUUUUUCAGUCAUUCUUCUUAACUAGUGAAUUUAGAUUUCAACUACCCUGAGCUUUUCUCAUGUUACUUAUGAUCAUAAAUAUGAUGUACACACUCCCCGCCCCCGCCCAGAGCUGCAUAAGUCACCUUUUAUGUACGUUGAUUUGAGGUUUAUACUACUCUCCUUGAGUUUGUUUUAAGAAUGAACUGUCGGGUUGGCUUGAAUGUUGAUGGAUUGUGAUGUGGUGUAUUUGAAGGCAAUGCAACUUACAAUGCUUAAUAAAAGUCUAUUCUUUUAGUAUAA